AUGUCUCAUCCACAAAAGUCCGAUACUCUCGCUUCAAUUCAGGAACUCAACGCAGCUCUCCAAAAUCUCACUGUAGAAAGCCCCAGGCUCGGGUUUCUAUCCCUAUCCGGUGAACUUCGGAACAAAAUAUAUUCAUACCUCGCCAAUGAACGUAUAAACCACGACGCUCCCGUCAACUCAGAGACCACAUCAUUCUCCUCGACCCCAAACUACCUGCACACGCCCGCACACCAGAUCAUGCUGUAUUACGAGAACAAAGAUGACGUUCUAUACGAACCUCCAGAAUGGAACACUAUACAACGCUACGACAUGGGCAUCACACAGACCUGCCAUCAAAUACGAGAGGAAUACGAAGCCACUUAUCGCCAAAACCACUCAAUGUCCAUCUCGCUCGACGCCCUUGUAACCAGCACCGCCUCCCGUGAUCCCGAACAGCCUCCCAUCCUUCCUUUAGGCAGCGUACGCAUCACGGUCCGAGAGUCCUCGUGGUCAACACCCAACAUCGACAUUCUCCCUUUUCUGAAGGCAUAUAAGAACUUCCCGUCCUUGAAGCUGCACUUCGAACUCCCCAAACACGCGCGGACUGCUUUUGGCGAUGUAUUCAGCGUGAGGGAGAAUAAUAAGUGGUGGGUCGGUGUUGAGGAGCAUGUCGCGUUUAUACAUGUGUGGCCUGAGGUAUAUGGUGAGAAAGCUAAAGUCGGGAUUACGGUUACCAAGGAGUUUGAGAUGAAGCGGAGGAAGGGAAGGAUGGGAGUUCAGAAAGGUUGGGAUGCUUUAAGGGACGGGACCCGACGAAACGAGAAUACCGGUAUCAAGAGGAUGUUUACACCCGUCGAGACUUCCAUCGGCGCCUUUCUGCUACACCAAGCGACUAGCAACCUCCUCUAUCAGAAUGGCGAUAUUCUGGGACUCAGCGGCUAUCUGCGUCGACUCUUCUCUGCGCCUACGAAGGAACUGCUCGCGUUCUUCACGGGCAUGGCUGCCAGCUAUGUUCCGUUGAAGGCAUUAGCACCGCAGUUGAUCACGGAGUAUCCUGCUGUACAGACAAGUCCACAGAGUGCUCUGUUUACGCUAGCGAUUGGUGCUCUGAUAGGAUGGGGAACAAAGACAACCGCAUCUCUUCUCGUACUCGCCACAUUCAGCAUCUUCGCCGCGCGAACCAUACCCAAACUCGUAGCCCAGGUCACAGUCGCGCCCGCAACCAAGGAUGCCAAACAUCAGCCCUCAGACACACAUACUGCUGCACGCCUUACGACGCAGUCCUUCUCAGGUCUUCUCUUCGCUCUCGGUCUUCACAUUUCGCAGAUGUCGCACCCCGAAAAGGUAGCCGCUUUCUUCUCUUUCCCGAACUUGCAACAUUGGGACCCGUCACUCGCUCUGGUCAUACUCUUCGGCGUCCUGCCCAACCUGAUCGAGAACCAGAUGAAAGGCUUCACCAGCCCGCCAUCGUUCGCCGACAAGUUUUCGCUGCCUACGAAAACACUACAAGAUGUGGAUAUAAGAUUCGUUGUCGGAGCUGCAGCUUUUGGUAUUGGCUGGGGCUUGACGGGAAUUUGUCCUGGUCCGGCGGUGCUUCGAGCUUUCUUUCAGCCGGUUUGGGGAGCGUUGUGGGUUGGUGGCUUCUGGCUGGGAGGUAAAUUGAACAUUUGA
This is a messenger RNA of Alternaria viburni, 1650 nucleotides long. RefSeq lists its product as uncharacterized. NCBI's taxonomy places the organism in Eukaryota, Fungi, Ascomycota, Dothideomycetes, Pleosporales, Pleosporaceae. The record is from RefSeq and is a predicted model, not a curated record. The coding region runs from base 1 to 1650 and encodes 549 amino acids. The transcript has 4 exons.